Molecule: messenger RNA, 3005 nt
Organism: Clupea harengus (Atlantic herring)
Lineage: Eukaryota; Metazoa; Chordata; Actinopteri; Clupeiformes; Clupeidae
Gene: efr3a
Product: EFR3 homolog A (S. cerevisiae)
Exons: 26
Coding region: 368-2980 (870 amino acids)
Biological process (GO): protein localization to plasma membrane
Cellular component (GO): plasma membrane
Source: RefSeq, a predicted model, not a curated record
GGGGAGGGACCAGAAAGCGCGCGCCCUACACAGUGCUGCAGACACGCGGAAGACAUAAGAUUUUUUGUAACCGCGCGCAUCUCUGCCCCUACGGCGAAGCUCAGCUCAACCGUUGCGGUCUGCCGCAGCUCGCGAGUGUCUGCGAUGCACCGUUAAUGUCACUCGAGCGCGGGGUCUGUCAAAGUCACUUUCAAGCUUAGACUUCCACUUCCGUGUAGAGGUCGCGUGCUUUAACGUCAGCUCAUUACAGGAAGCUCUAAUCUGCGCGUAAUCCUCUACAGAAGCGCAGAUUAAAGGAACUGUGGGAGACGGGAACUAACGUUGACAUCACACUCACGGGAAACUACGCUACGACAGCUGUGGAGGAAUGCCAGCCGGGGUCUGCGGGUGCUGCGGGCCUCUCCGGCCCCGCUACAAGCGUCUUGUGGACAACAUCUUCCCUGAGGACCCAAAGGAUGGCCUGGUGAAAGCGGACAUGGAGAAGCUGACUUUCUAUGCUGUCUCCGCCCCAGAGAAGCUGGACCGAAUCGGAGCGUACCUGGCAGAGAGAUUGAGCCGAGACGUAGUCCGACACCGCUAUGGGUAUGUGGUUAUCGCCAUGGAAGCGCUGGAUCAGCUGCUGAUGGCGUGUCACUCCCAGAGCAUCAAGCCGUUCGUGGAGAGUUUCCUUCACAUGGUGGCCAAGCUGCUCGAGUCCCGGGAGCCGGACCUGCAAGUACUGGGGACCAACUCAUUUGUGAAGUUUGCGAACAUUGAAGAGGACACCCCCAGCUAUCACCGCCGGUACGACUUCUUCGUGUCUCAGUUCAGUGCCAUGUGCCACUCCACACACGAAGACCCCGAGACACAGACCAGGAUCCGUGUCGCUGGUAUUAAAGGGCUGCAGGGGGUGGUGAGGAAGACGGUGAACGACGAGCUUCAGGCGAUCAUCUGGGAACCCCAACACAUGGACAAGCUGAUCCCCUCACUCCUGUUCAACAUGCAGGACUCAGACGAGACAGAGGGGCCGUCAGGAGAGGAGAAUCCGGCGUCUCUGGCUGAAAGUUGUUUCCGGGAGCUGUUGGGACGAGCCGCCUACGGCAACAUGAACAACGCCGUCCGUCCUGUGCUGGUGCACCUGGAUAAUCAUCGACUGUGGGAUACUAAUGAGUUUUCCGUCUCCUGCUUCCGCAUCAUCAUGUACUCAAUACAGGCACAGCACUCUCACCAUGUGAUCCAGCAGGUGUUGGGACAUCUCGACACACACUCUAAGAACACGCCACGUGUGCGCGCAGGAAUCGUGCAGGUGCUCCUGGAAACGGUUGCCAUAGCAGCCAAAGGUUCAGUAGGGCCAGCAUCUACUCAUAGGGGCGGGGACUAUACGUGGGUUAACCCCACAUGUUCCCCGCCCAAUCUCUGGUUGGGGCCCACCGUGUUGGAGGUCUUUAACACACUCCUGAAACACCUGCGUGUGUCCGUGGACGGGGAGCUGGCUGACGGGAGGCGGGUUUCCAACUGCAGCGUGUCAUCAUCCCGCGCCAGAGACAGAGAGAGCGUGUCAUCGCUCCGCGCCAGGGACAGAGAUAGCGUGUCAUCAUCCCGCGCCAGAGACAGUGAUGAAAGGAUUGUCCAGAAUGCCAUCAUUCAGACCAUAGGCUUCUUUGGGGGAAACUUGCCAGAUUACCAGCGUGCUGAGGUCAUGAUGUUCAUUAUGGGGAAGAUUCCUGUCUACGGCACGCCCUGUCACUCACUGGACACUGUCAAGAUUGGGCAUCAGGGCACUAAGAGGAUCCAAGCCAUGUUGCUCAACUCUCUCAUCAUGGUGACAUCAGGCUUCAAGUCUAAGACCAUGUGUGCGGCUCUGCCUGCCGCCUUCCUUGAGCCCCUGUGUUCCGUGUCUCUGAUGGAAGAUUCCGAGCUCCGCCUCCUUGUCCUGGAGAUUCUUCACAACAUAAUCGAUCGCCAUGACAACCGAGCCAAGCUCCGUGGCAUACGAAUUAUUCCUAAUGUUGCUGCUUUGAAAAUCAAACGUGAGAAAAUAUCGAAGCAAGAUGUUACGUUCAUGAAGAAGCAUGGUCAGCAGCUGUACAGACACAUCUACCUGGGCUGUAAAGAGGAAGACAACGGCCAGAAGAACUUUGAGCUUCUCUUCACGGCCCUGGCUCUCGUCACCAUCGAGCUGGCCAACGAGGACGUCAUCAUCGACCUCAUACGCCUGUCUUUAGCACUCCAGGACAUGGCUCUGACCAAUGAGGAGAACCUGCCCAUGUUCAUCCGCUGUGGCAUCAUGGCGCUGGUCGCCGCCUACCUCAACUUCCUGAGUCAGAUGAUCGCCAGCCCUGGACUGUGUCAACACGUCAGCAAGGUGAUUGAGUUGAGGAAUCUUGAGGCUCCAUAUCUACUCCCAGAGCAUGUAUUCCGAGAAAAGUGUCCGCUUCCAACAGUGCUGCAGGCUGAUGACAGGGCGGUGUUUUUCGGUGUGUGUGACGUGACGGAAGCACUUUGUGGCUCGGCCUACAGUGUGGAGCGCCUGCCCAUCCCUUACGUUCCCCAGGUUACAGUAUUGUACACGGUAGGAAAGAUUCUUCACAGGUGCAGACAGACGUCCAGAGACCGUCUGAGCCGAAGGAAGAGCUUUGUAGACACCAUCUCUUUACAACUGGAUAUCCUGUCCAACAGCCUACCAGAUAAGUCACACCUUGCUGAGGAGAUCACCUUUGAGACUCUGAAGAAAGCGAUAGACACCACAGGUCUUGAGGAACAGGAGAGGGAGAGAAGGCGUCAGGUAAUGGAGAAGUUCCAGAAAGCUCCAUUUGAGGAGAUCGCUGCCCACUGCGAGUCCAAGAAUAACAUGCUCCACGACCGGCUUGCACAGAUCUUUGAGUUAACCAUCCGCCCGCCCCCCAGCCCAUCAGGCCCCGCCUCUAUCACGUCUGGACCCGCCCACUACCAAUCCGUUCCUGUCUAUGAGAUGAAGUUCCCUGAUCUGUGUGUGUACUAGAGGGGGGUGUGUGUGUGUGUUUGGG